CGAGAGGUCAGCCUGGGGCCCCUUACCACCGUGAAGGAGGGGGAGGAGGAGAGCACCACCACGGAGUCGCCGAAAGAGGAGGAGGAGGUGCAGGACGACGUGGCCGCCACGCCACUUCUCGAGCAGACCGAGGACCCCGAGUUGGAGCAAGGCGGCGACCAGGAGUGGCAAGAUGAACCAGAGGCUGAGGAGGAGGAGGAGGACCGCGGCCCGGUGGACGAAAAGGCCUCUCCGAGGAGGCUGUGUGGCUGUGCUGCAUGGAAGCGCCCUGGAGUCAGAGGCCGCUGCCGCCGUGGCACCAAGGCACUCCGACCUCUCGCGCAGGGCGAGCAUGGCGAGACCUGAGGUCCGCGGGUGCUGGUCGCCUACGCGUGGCCGCGAUCCCUCGUGCUGCAUCGGCGGGGGGAGGUCUGCGAUGGCAGACGCUCCUGCCGCCCCGGCCGCGCCACUGUAGCGGGGAUGGCGAGAUCCGCCUCUCCAUCCGAGCGGGGGGUGACUUGCGGAUUGUCGGAGCGGGUUCUGUGCGCUACAUGCCGUCGCAGCUGGCUCCUAUUUCCGCCCCUUCCUCCAAGGCGUGUUCGUCCGACUGCCGGCGGAAGCCGCGUCGGCCCUCCUGGGCAGUGCCCCCCUCUGGAAUGCGCAUUGUUUUUCGCUGUGCCUCACGCGUUGCCGCAGGCCACCGUUCCUUCAGUCCUCCUUCCGCACCUGUUUUCCUUGCUUUCCCCUCGAUUUGUAUGUUGGGUGCCCUUGAUUCUUUUAAAGUCACCACCGCAUUAAGCUCGUUCAGGCAUGCCCAAAGCGACCAUACACAGAACGCCC
Molecule: messenger RNA, 819 nt
Organism: Prorocentrum cordatum
Lineage: Eukaryota; Dinophyceae; Prorocentrales; Prorocentraceae
Source: the annotation of a GenBank genome assembly